GUUUUUCAAGAAAAAAUGUCUACAAUUAAAAGAUUUAUAUGUAAAUGAAAGCGAUAUGUAAGAAUUAUUUAAAUAUAUAUUAAUUUCUAUCGAUGAGUUUUAUCGAAGAUAGUAUUUCUUUUGUAAUGUAUAACCUUAAGAAGAUAUUUGCAUGACUCUACGCACGUUAUAUGUUUACUACUAGGUAUAUCGACAAUGCUAUCAGUUUUGGAUGGUUUCUCGAAGUGACAAGACCGUGAUUCCGUAUACAUGCUCUUAAUACUAAAAACUUGUGGCUGGUUCAACAAAUACGAUAAAUCAUAAAAUAAAUAUUCAACAAGAUAUCAAAAAAAAGCUUAUUAGAGCAUGACAAUCUUAAAAUUAUUAUUAAUUAGUAUAUUAUACAUUGCCGCAAUGGCAAUAGCGAAUCCUACCGACGAAAGAUGGGAAGUCAUACAGCGUAAUGCAUUUAAUUACAAUUCGUCAGACUACAUACUACCGUUGCAUUAUGAGAUGCAAUUAAAAUUAUUCGAUUACUCGAUUCGAUACUCCGAUUAUCUCAACGGCAAAUGCAUAAUUAUAAUUUAUAUUAUUUUUGCAACACAACACAUAAGUUUUCAUGCACCAUCUUUGAUGAAUAUAAUAAAUUCGAAGUUAAAGCAAAUUAACAAUGAGAGUGAGAUUAUUUAUAGCAUAAAAUCUAUACAUAAUGAAGAUAAUAUUAGAGUUUUCAAUUUCGAUAAUAUGCUGUUACCUGGAAUUUAUACUCUGUAUAUAAAAUAUAACAUUCGAAUUAAUGAAGACUUUUUCGAAUGUAUGUAUACGGAUGAAGGAGGAUAUAAAGACAGGUGGUUAAUUGCAACAGGUUUCCAACCAAAAAAAGGACAAAUAUUUCCGUCUUGGGACAAGCCAAAAUUAAAACUCUCUUUUAAUAUUUCCAUUAUGCAUCAUCAAAAAUACAUAGCUCUAUCGAAUAUGCCAAUAAGAGUAACUAAAUUUGCGCCUAAUGAUAUGAUGUGGACAUAUUUUCACCAAACCUCUUUGAUAUCCAUGGAUAGUAUAGUAUUUGUUGUAUCCAAUCUUCAACGGAACUUAAACUCUGUUGAGACCGUCAACGUGUGGUGCAGACCACAAUUAGUAUCACACAUAAUACACGCGCAAUCCUUUGCUGAAAAUAUCACUAUGUACUUAGAAAAUUUCUGGAAUAAUUCGAGGAGAAUCCUGGAGUGGACACUUCUUUCUGCUAAAAGGAAAGUGGAUCAUAUUGCAAUCCCGGACUCUAGUUAUGAAGUCAAGCAAACUUUGGGAUUUGUUUUUUAUAAAGAAUCAGAUAUCAUCUAUAAUGAAGAAUUAGAUCCUGUCACGCGAAAAAUGAUAAUUGCGCGUUUAAUAGCACGCGAAAUGGCACAAAAAUAUAUCGGCAAUCUGUUGAGUCCAACUUAUUGGUUUCAUCUAUGGUUAAACGAAGGUUUUAUCAUGUUUCUUCAAACAUAUAUUAUCGAGAAGACUAUGCCAAAAUUCCGGAUGAUGGAUUUGUUCGUAGUUCAGGUUCAACAUGAAUUACUCAAUCUAAACUCGUAUCUCGUUAUAAAUUCUGUUAUGGAAUAUAACAACUAUCCUGAAAAUUAUUUAUUCUUUUCUCUUUCCCAUAUUAAAGGAUCCAUUAUAUGGCGCAUGUUAGAACGAACUUUGUCGUCUGAUGUAUUUUCAAUAGGUAUCCACAGGUAUUUGGACGAUCAAUUCACUAAGCCUAAAGCAACUACUUCCGAUCAUUUAUGGACCACUAUGCAAACUGUCAUGAAUGCAUUAAAUCCCAAGUAUCAGUUUGACAUAAAAAGAAUGGUAGAUUCGUGGGCUAUGCAGAGAUGUUUUCCCGUGUUGGAGGUGAUGCGAAAUAAUUCUCGCGAUGUUGUAACAGCAUCGAUACAAUUUCACGAUGAGUUGGAUGAGAAGCAAUAUUACAUACCUUUGACUUAUACUACGGAGUCGAAUCUCAAUUUUAACGUAACGUGGUCAGAUGUUUGGUUAACACCAUCAUAUUCCAAAUUUGAAUUCUCUCUUAAAAAAGAUCAAUGGAUCAUUUUCAACAUACAGCAAACUGGUAAAUAUAAUUCAUUUAUAAAUGCUUAUAUUAUAAAAAUUGAAUACUUGAAUUCUGAAGAAUAUAGGAAUAUACAUGUUCUCAAUCGAGCACAAAUCAUCGAUGAUGCAUUUUAUUUUGCGGUAGAGAAGAAACUUGAUUUUUCCAUAUUUUGGCAACUCGCUAAUUAUUUGUCAAAAGAAACAGAUUAUAUCGCAUGGUAUCCUAUGCUCAAAAUUUUUGAAUUUAUAUCGAAUAUGUUCGCAUUCUUUGAAUUUCAUGAAUUCAAAACAAAAGUCGAGGCAAUAGUAAUUCCGCUAGUAUAUAUGAAAUGGUUUACAUAUUACGCUAGUACUCCAAUGUCCGGCGACGAUCAUACUAAAUGUUUAAAGCAAGAACUCGCAAAAUGGAGCUGUAUUGUCAAUAGUAUCCUAUGCAGAGCAAUAGUCGGAAAUCGAUUGCAACAGCAUUUGACAAAUCCUGAACAGAAUAAACUUUUGCCUGGAUGGAAGAAAUGGACAUACUGUAAUGGUAUGAAAAUAGCAAAUCUUGAUACAAGUAAUAAACUUGUUGAUAAACUCUUUAAUGAAACCUAUAAGGAGAAAAAUUUUGAUCAUACCAUUUUGGAAUGCUUGACUUAUUCUGAAAGCCCUGAAAUCAUAAUCUACUAUUUAGAGAAAAUAUUACCAAAAGUUGCUCCAAUAUAUGAGUAUAAACUACUUGUUUUUGAUUCUGAACAAUUAGAACGAGCAAGAGAACGUACUGAUGCUUUAAUUGCUAAUAUUUUUCUUUCUAUUCUCGCGAGAAAUACUCAGUACAUGCUUAAAGACAUAUUAAAGAAUUUCAAAAAAGUAAAAUUCAGGCGAGUCAAUGAUAUUGCAGCAUUAACCGUUAUAAUUAACAAUGUAUAUUCUAAAGAGCAGUUUGACGAGAUACGCAAAUUUGUAAAAGACGAAUUAGAGACGGAAUUAUCAAUUUCCGCUGUUAAACGCAAGUUAGAAACACGAUCGUUGGAGAUCGACAGACAAACAAAAUAUUUUCAAUCUUUGUUCAGUUUAUUGAAAAACUAAAGAUCUGCAACAUACCGAACUGCUUAGAAAUCAAGAACACAGUGUUAAAAAUGUUUGAGAUAGUAUGUUAUAAACUUAUACCUGAUUAUUAUUUUUAAAAAGAUUUUAAUAAUUAUUUAAUUGUUUUGAAUUAU
Formica exsecta is the source of this 3263-nucleotide messenger RNA. RefSeq names its product aminopeptidase N-like. The record is from RefSeq and is a predicted model, not a curated record. Gene Ontology annotation, cellular component: cytoplasm. Bases 346 to 3129 code for a protein of 927 amino acids. Gene Ontology annotation, molecular function: peptide binding; zinc ion binding; metalloaminopeptidase activity. The transcript is spliced from 12 exons. Gene Ontology annotation, biological process: peptide catabolic process; proteolysis. NCBI's taxonomy places the organism in Eukaryota, Metazoa, Arthropoda, Insecta, Hymenoptera, Formicidae.